UACACCUUAUCCCCUUCAGCAGAACUGUUGAUCAACCAGCAAAGACUGCAUUAGACCAACCAUUGCAUUUCAAAUCUUCUCUCUCUCCACUGUGAGCGGCCGGCUGAGCUAUUUCCUCCUCCAACUCCAAACCCAUUCCAUAAAAUACAGCCGUGAUGUCUACAUCUACAUGGAUGCCAAUCAGGACCCAAUACCUGCCUGAGACCCUUUCAUUCAGUAAACACCCAUCUAUCUCUCCUUCCCCGGCCUUUCACUCUCAUCCUUAUCUGGGUACUAAUUUCUUGAAGCUCAGAGGUCAUGGAUUGCUACAUCGCCAUGGCAUACUCAUGCGAGCCGCCGAGGACAAGGCUCGAGGAAAAGGGUUGGAGAAACAGAUUCAGGAAUUGACAACAUCUUAUGGGGAAUGUGACCCGUUAUGUUCAGUCGACGAUGCAAGCUCGCAAUAUUUUGAAGACACCUACCAACCCAAGUCCGAUUUUCUUAAAGCUCUUGUAAUUUUCGCAGCAGCCCUUACUGGAGCACUUGCUAUUAAUCAGUCAUGGGUUGCAGCCAAUCAGGAUAUUGCUAUGGCAUUAGUAUUUGGACUCGGAUAUGCAGGUAUCAUUUUUGAAGAAUCUCUGGCCUUUAACAAAAGCGGAGUGGGCUUAAUAAUGGCUGUGAGUCUGUGGGUUAUCCGUAGCAUUGGGGCUCCUUCGACGGAUGUUGUGAUUUCAGAGUUGUCUCGUGCUUCUUCUGAAGUAAGUGAGAUUGUAUUUUUUUUACUUGGUGCAAUGACUGUUGUGGAGAUUGUGGACGCUCAUCAAGGGUUUAAGCUGGUUACUGAUAACAUAACCACUAGAAAGCCAAGGGUUCUCCUAUGGGUGAUUGGCUUUGUGACUUUCUUGCUUAGCUCAGUCCUGGACAACCUUACUUCGACAAUUGUAAUGGUUUCCCUACUUCGGAAGCUGGUACCUCCAUCUGAAUACCGCAAAUUUUUGGGUGCUGUUGUUGUGAUUGCGGCUAAUGCAGGUGGUGCUUGGACUCCGAUUGGUGAUGUCACGACUACAAUGCUAUGGAUUCAUGGUCAUAUUUCCACUCUACAGACAAUGAAGGAUUUGCUAGUACCAUCUUUGGUUUCUUUGGUGGUUCCACUUGCUCUUAUGUCACUUACAAGUGAAGUUGAUGGGAAGGGACAAGAAGUUGCGUAUGAAUUGACAUCUGAAAAAAUGGCUCCUCGUGGACAGCUUGUUUUCGCUGUUGGAAUUGGAUCUCUCAUUUUUGUCCCGAUUUUCAAGGCUUUAACCGGCCUACCUCCAUUCAUGGGCAUGCUGCUUGGACUGGGAGUCCUUUGGAUUCUAACCGAUGCCAUCCACUUUGGAGAGUCCGAAAGACAAAAGCUUAAAGUACCACAAGCUUUAUCCCGGAUCGAUACUCAAGGAGCUCUUUUCUUCCUCGGAAUCCUUCUCUCUGUCAGUAGCCUGGAGGCAGCUGGGAUAUUGAGGGAAUUGGCGAACUAUCUAGACUCACACAUUUCCAGCGUUGAGGUGAUAGCAAGUAUCAUAGGGGUGGUGUCGGCUAUAAUAGACAAUGUUCCAUUAGUUGCAGCGACAAUGGGUAUGUACGAUCUGAACACAUUCCCGCAGGAUUCAGAGUUCUGGCAGCUUGUUGCAUAUUGUGCCGGUACUGGUGGAUCCAUUUUGGUUAUCGGCUCAGCUGCUGGAGUGGCGUUUAUGGGAAUGGAAAAAGUCAACUUCUUGUGGUACUUGAGAAAGGUGAGUGGAUUUGCCUUUGCUGGUUAUGCGGCUGGAAUUGGAGCCUAUCUGGCUAUGCAUAAUCUUCACUUAUCCCUUCUUCCAACCACUGUAGCUCAAAUUCCUUUCCUUUUUGGAUCAUAAUAGCUAUAGAUUGUCUAGGAGAAUAAAUUUCUUGCAGAAGAUAAAAGCCAUAGGAAUGGAAUUGGAAUGGAUUGAAUUGGAUCUCGUGGGUCAGAGAGCUAGCGAGCGAAUGCAUAUUAGAUCAUUGUUCGCCACCAUGAUGAAGACUUGUCCAAGAUCCAUGUAUGAAUGUAAAAGAACCCAUUACAAGGAAGAAUCAAUAGAUGAUGCAUGUUGCUUGUGUUAUAUUGUCUUUUUAACA
This is a messenger RNA of Impatiens glandulifera, 2115 nucleotides long. Its product is annotated as sodium/proton antiporter 1-like. Lineage: Eukaryota; Viridiplantae; Streptophyta; Magnoliopsida; Ericales; Balsaminaceae. Bases 156 to 1874 code for a protein of 572 amino acids. Gene Ontology annotation, cellular component: membrane. Gene Ontology annotation, molecular function: antiporter activity. Gene Ontology annotation, biological process: transmembrane transport; sodium ion transport. The record is from RefSeq and is a predicted model, not a curated record. The transcript is spliced from 10 exons.